Exophiala dermatitidis NIH/UT8656 is the source of this 1305-nucleotide messenger RNA. Its product is annotated as MFS transporter, MCP family, solute carrier family 16 (monocarboxylic acid transporters), member 6. Gene Ontology annotation, molecular function: transmembrane transporter activity. The coding region runs from base 1 to 1305 and encodes 434 amino acids. Lineage: Eukaryota; Fungi; Ascomycota; Eurotiomycetes; Chaetothyriales; Herpotrichiellaceae. The transcript has 4 exons. Gene Ontology annotation, biological process: transmembrane transport. The record is from RefSeq and is a predicted model, not a curated record.
AUGUCGAAUGAAUCAGGGAUCCGGGGUGUCCAGCCAUCUCACUCAAGACAGUUAAGAGAAUCUGACGAUAACGCAAUGCCACCUCCAGACGGUGGGUACGGCUGGGUGUGUUUGGCUUGCUGCUUCUCAAUCAACUGUUUCACCUGGGGCGUUGUAGCCUCCUAUGGUGUCUAUCUAUCGUAUUAUCUAACAAUCGACGCCUUCCCUGAAGCUCGACCUCUGGAUUACGCCUUCAUCGGUGGUUUGAACUUCGGAAUCGCGAUGCUUUCGGCUCCCCUGAUUACGCGCCUGGUGCGGUCCUACGGCAUCAGGUUGCCCAUGAUGGUGGGAGCAGCCAUGUUUGGAGGAGGUUUCAUCGCAGCGUCUUUCGCUUCUCGUAUCUGGCAUCUCUACCUCUCGCAAGGUGCCUUGGUCGGCUUGGGUGUCGGCUUCGUCUACGUACCCAGCAUCGCAGUUCUGUCUCAAUGGUUCGCGAGAAGAAGGAGUCUUGCCAACGGGAUCAGUGCGGCAGGUUCAGGAAUUGGUGGGUUGAUCUUCUCCUUCGCCACUGGUGGCAUGAUAAACCACCUCAGUAUCGCGUGGGCACUGAGGAUCACGGGGGCUAUCGCGUUUUUAGCUAUUCUCCUGGCCGCGAUCUUCAUUCGCGACCGCAACAACAUCAUUCGACCGCAACAACAUCCCUUCGACCUAGACCUUGCAUGGCGCGCCGAUGUUCUCUUGCUCCUUUCAUGGGCCUUUCUCAGCAUGCUAGGGUACAUCGCGCUCCUCUACUCACUCUCGGACUACUCGAUCUCCAUCGGACUGUCCAGGCAACAGGCAACACAGGUGACUGCCUUUUUGAAUAUGGGAACGGCACUCGGGCGCCCUUUUAUUGGUGUUGCGAGCGAUCGUUUUGGCCGAUUUGGAGUUGCGACCAGCCUAACUUUCCUCUGCGGGCUCGCGUGUUUUGUUAUCUGGAUCCCAGCCUCGUCAUUCGCACCAACGGUUGUGUUUGGGAUUCUGAGCGGAGCAAUUCUAGGAGUUUUUUGGAUGACUAUCGCGCCACUAUGUGUUGAAGUUGCAGGGUUGAAACAGCUUCCUUCGCUCCUCUCACUCUCCUGGUUGUGUGUUGUUCUCCCAACCACCUUCUCCGAAGUCAUCGCGCUCUACCUUCGUCGGCCUACGCACACCCGUCCCUAUUUGUACACUCAAAUAUUCUGCGGAGUUUGUUACAUCUGCGCAAGCUCUUGUCUGUGGGGUGUGCGAAUGCUCUGCAAACGGAAAAGUAUACACACUGAAGAUAGAGAGUUGGUAAGGCCCGGUUAA